AUGAGCUACCACCACAAGCAAAAGGCGGAGAACCCAAAGAACGAAAAGCUGGCGCAAGCCUUUGACGACUUGGCGGCGUAUGAGUUCCAGCACGGGGGGCUCAACACGGCCGUGGGGGCGUCAUACUCGAAGAUCGCCAUGGCCAUCCGAGAUGUGGACGACGAGAUCACGAGCGGGGAAGUAGCGAUGAACUAUCGCGACAUUGGGCCCAAAACGGCCGCGAUGAUUGACGAGUACUUUGAAAAGGGCGAGAUUUCCAAGCCCCCGACCAAGGAAAUGCACGGGGGGCACCACCACCACCACCAUGGCAAGGAGUCGUCGCACCACAAGACUUCGCACCACCGCCACGAGCAUCACGGCAAGGCCUCCCCCCGCAACGACGACGACGACGAGGAGGUCGAAUCCUUACGUCACAAGAUGCGAAGUAAGUUGCCAGCUACAAACCCCAAGAACCACGAGCUCGCGAAUGCGUUUGAGGACUUGGCCGAGUACGAUUUUCAUCGCGGUCAAGUGAGCGCCGGCGCGGCGUACUCGAAGGUGGCGAUGGCUAUUCGCGACGCGCGACAGGAGAUUACGAGCGGCCAGCAAGCGUUCGAGGAGGUGGACGGCAUUGGACAGAAGAGCGCUGCCAAGAUUGACGAGUACUUGGAAAUGGGCCACAUCGCCAAGAGUGACGAGGGGUCCCCCGACGAAGAAGAAGAAGGGACCUCGAAGUACCACCACAAGAAGCAUGGCCAUAAGGUGCAUUAG
Messenger RNA from Aphanomyces astaci, 750 nucleotides. RefSeq lists its product as hypothetical. Gene Ontology annotation, molecular function: DNA binding; DNA-directed DNA polymerase activity. The record is from RefSeq and is a predicted model, not a curated record. The coding region runs from base 1 to 750 and encodes 249 amino acids. Lineage: Eukaryota; Oomycota; Saprolegniomycetes; Saprolegniales; Verrucalvaceae. The transcript has a single exon. Gene Ontology annotation, biological process: double-strand break repair via nonhomologous end joining. Gene Ontology annotation, cellular component: nucleus.